UGUUUCUGUAUUCUUCUCUUAGGGCACUCUCAGAAGCAACGCGGCGACCAACGCCUCCUUCUCUCUCUCCCCCUUCGACGGCAUGAUCGGGUCAGGUAACUGACGCCUCGCGUCUCUUUUAUUUUCUCUUGCUCAGUGGAUUUCUUUCCUUCUUUGCUUUCCUUGUAGUUUUUUUCCAGUUUCUUGAGCCUGUGUUUGGUGAGGAUAUCGUGUGUAUGCGAUCUAUUGUUUCUUCUUCUCGAAUCGAAGUAUUCGAGCCGUGAUGGAGUUUGGGAUGGGAAGAAUUUGUUUCUAGAAAAAAAAUAAGGAAAGUUUUCUGGGAUCUUUAGCGGUUUCUAACAGCUGCAAGGGUUUUCUGCUUCGGUUGCCUGUCCUUGAUACCGUCGAAAAUAUUGAUGGAACCGCCAUUGAUUUCGAUGACCAUCGCGGUUAUUUUGACCGCGUUUGUUUUUGAAGUGGGUUGCCUAGCGGGAUGGAAGACUAAAAGUUCCUUUUUUCCAUGUAUAAAUUGAAUGUCCGUUACGAUCGUGCACUGAUUGGUGAUAUAAACCUUUGGUAGAAGAUGGACUCUUGAUUCUUAUGGUUCUUAUGGGCUGCAUGUUUUCGGGACAAAAGCUACACCUCUCCAUGAUCAGCAUUUAGCAGUAAAAUUUUUCUUAGUGAUCGUAAGCUUUUGACAGUUUGGACUUCCGAGUGUCUCUUUGUCAUCUUUGAGAUCAUGUGUUGUGCUGGAAAAUUGUUGGUCUUCCAUGUUUCAAGAACUAGCGAGUUGACAACAAGAAGCUUUAGCUUGGACGGUAAAUGGUUUUUGGGUUAUGCCUGAAAUGAUUCAAGUCACAAUUGCUUGCUGAGAAUUGCUUCACGAUGAACUUUCUUCAUGAAUCGGGUCUGACUACUUAAUUACAUCCACGGUUGAUAAAUUGAUCCAGCAAGAAACAGAGUUUGUGGGCAAGAUCAUAUUGACUCUUCUUCCUUCCUAGUCGUUGCCAGGAAUUUAUGGCUGAUUUUUUUGUAGGCUACCUCUGUCUGUUAUAUAUUGUUAUUUGUCUGGUGUUAGAAAUAUUACUGCAGCUGGGUCAUGCAUUAGUUAAUAUAUUGUACAAUGCGGUUCCUUUGCGAGUUUUAUAGCAUGUUUCCACUGCAUAGAUUGCCGAUUCUGCUAUAUCUAGAACCAUAACUCUGUUCGGAUGUAUGCAGCAGCCGAAUCAGAAGUAUGAUAUUCUUGAGAAGGUUGGAUGCUUGACUUGUGCAUCUGAUUUGCGUUCAUGCUUAUGCAAAAGCAUGUCAAUGAGUAGGAGACAAGCUGAAGGGCAAGAAUUACAAUGUUUAAGUGAAACUGGUCUUUUCCAUGCAGUAUCUGAUACCAUGUAAAAGAAGAAAAAGAGUCCAUCUAUAGCAGAAAAUUUCUCAUUUAUGAUCGUUAUCAAAAAAGCAGGGGACGUUUGCUGAACAGAAUGGGAGUUAUAACUAAUAAAAAUUAAUUAGCAUCUCUUCCCACCUUAUCCUCAUUCAUUAAUAUGUUCUUACUUUUUAUCGCCGGUAUCAUUGGGUUAAACGAGUCAACUUGAUUAAAGAUUAAAGAGACUUGACAUCAGCUUAAACGGACUCUUGUAUCUGCUCUAUUCUCCGUGUGUCACAGGUCAUAUGCUGUUAGUGUACGGCUAUUUGUCUUUUCAAUUUCUGACUGUUCCAUUGGUGUUGGCAGAUUGAAAGGCUUUGGAUGAUCAAAGACUCCUUUUUCCUUAUGAAAGCCUGGUCGCAGGAGUUUUCAUAAGAUGCUUUAUGUGUGAGCUUGAGUUAUGUUGCAUGCACAGUGAAAUCAAAUAGUCACAGGGCAGUAGAUUUUCAUUUCAUCGGCUAUAACCUAAAUAAUGCAGAAUUCUGAUGAUGAAAAGCUUGGGGUCAAUCCUCAUGGCAAACAGGAUAGUGAUUUGAUUUCAGGUAUACCCAUCAAGAAAAGGCCCUUGAUUUUAGCUCAAUCUCCGCCGCCUCCACCUCAAACACCAUCUUCGCGAGAUAACGAUUGUGGUAAACCACAAAAGAAUCUUCAUUGCUUGGGGACAAAGCCUGCUGUUUCGGAAACUGAUGGACUGCCAGCUUCAGGGACCGACUUUACCGUCAAGGGUUCUUCCUCUGAAUCUAUAAGUGACACAAACAUAGUUGCAAAUCAAGAAGGUCGUUCUGGUUUAUCUCAUCAUGAAGAGGGGCUAAAUAUGGCUCCUAGUUCUGAUAAGGGAACAUGUGCUGGAAGCACGCUACAACUAUCAACACUGAAGGAACUGCUUGAUCUUCCUGUAAGUGAAAGAAGUACUGGAGGGGUGUUUGUUCCAAGUGAUAAGUCCGCAUUUCACAGAGUUUUAGGUAAUACAGCAUUUCAAAUGACACUUAAAGGGCCAUUUACACUGUCCAACGAUGCGCAAACUAGUGAAAGGAGUUCGGCAAAGCUAGAGAAACUAGAAAUCUGUUGUGAUCAUUCUUCAGCUGACAAACAGCAAUGUCUUCAAAGCAGAUGUAGCAGUGCUGAAGCAAAAGGUGACUCUGCAUUUCCAUACUCAAAUAGGUCAAAUUGGGAUCUGAAUACUACAAUGGACACAUGGGAAGGCUCCUUGAAUGACCCAAACCAUGAAACUGGUGGGUACGAGGCAGGUCUUGUGUCAACAUUUUCUAGGGAAUCUAAUUGGACUGAUGAGACACUUGGAAACUGUCAGCAUUUAAAUGUUGAACACCUAAUGUCAUCCAACUCAUUAUUGCCUAUAAAUGAGCUCCACAACUCAGCGCCUUGCCUAAGCUCACAAUGUAAAUCAGUAAGCAAUUCUGAGUAUUGCACUACUUCGGGUGCUGCUUGUCCUUCUGUUAGACUUAACUCUAUUACAGAAAUGCCUCUUCCAAGUUCAUUGGUGAAACCUAUUCCCCCAACCUGCAAUUCAAAGUUGCCUACUUGUGGAGCUGUAAAAGCUGAACCAUGUGAUGAAAGCAGUGAUUCGGAUGCCAGGAAAGUCGAAACAAGUUACAUGAAAGCAGCUGGUUGUAAAGAUGUAAAAACUGAACAAUGCAAACGUUUAGGAGAUGCAGUGAAAGCAACAGGUGAUGGUGAUCUAAAAUCAGCAUGCAAAGUAGCUGUAAAAUCAAAGCCACUUGAGAAUCAAACUCAACAGAACCUUGGGAGGUGGAAUGAAAAAUCAUUUAAGAUCGGGCUCAAUUAUAAUUUUUUGACACCUGGUAGUACAGACAUGUCCCAGCGUGAAAGUGAAUAUUUUAACGAGGCCUCAAGCUUGAUAUCUGAAUCUCAGGUUUUGAGCACUAAUCAUGAUGGGUCAGAGCUGCCUCUGGGAUGCAUUCCUCCGAAUGUGAAAGAGAAUGUUGGUGGGGCCACAGAACAUUCUGUUCAAACUCUUAACCUCCAUAAUUAUAUGCCAUGCAAUGGUGGAGAGAUUCCUAUCAGUACCGGCCUUCCCCAAAAUGCAGGCGGAAUUGUCAACAAAUGUUCGAAUAUGUUUUCAGAAGCCCACAUUUCUGGGGCUGAGGAUUUAAAAUCUGCCAAGGAAGCAUGGGAGACAGCUGAAGCCAAGUCAAAUGGUACUGUCAAGGUUAUUGCACAACUGCGCUGCUCAGAUGGUGUUAGUUAUCAUUCCUCUGAAUCUACUGUAGCAGAUGAACUUCAUGCAGGCUUGCAUGGAAAUAGCAAGGUAGAUGAGGUCCAGGAGGUGAAGAUUGCUGUAUCUGCUGAGAUCAAAGAAGAAUCACAUGACAAUAAAUACAAAGCAGAUAGUUCUUGUCAUGACACUGGUGCUAUAAAUAUUGUUCGUAAUCAGAGUGGCAAAAUUGAUGAUUAUGAAGACGGUGAAGUGAUGGAUGCAGCAUUGCAUUGUGGAUUUGAAGGUUCUUGUGAGGAAGGAAAAGAGAAACAGGUAAAUGCUACAAGUGAUGCUGAUCCGAUUCAUCAUCUUGAUGUUUCCAUCAUGAUGCCUUCAAGUGCAGAUGUACAGGAAAACAGAAUAGAGAAUUUGGACAAGUUAAAUAAUGUUCAAGGCACUGAAGAGGGUGAUGUUGGUCUAUGCGAUGACAGGAAUGAUGAUGGCAUCAAUAAAACAACAAAUGCUCAUGAAUUUGCAGCUGUUGGAGGCGUAAUUUCUGGGUCUUCUGAAAAGAGGCUCAUUAAGACCAUUUCUAAUAAUUGUUGGGAUCAAUCAAAGAGAGACAAGGACCCCGAAACAAAAUCGCCAUCUGAUGGUUCUCUUCAUGCAGGAACAAUCAAAGAAGGUAGUCGGGGUGAGAUUGUCAGACAAUUGGAGAAGAAUUCGAGGGGAUCUGAUUCUCUGCAAGCUAAAGCUUCUGUUUUGUCCAAAACAGAAUCAGAUAAAAAUGUUGACGGAAUAAAACAUGUUGGUAGUAACCGAGGGCGCAUUAUUGAUCUGAAGUCUGCAGGAGAUGGAUUAGCAUCUGGAAAACCAAAAUCUUUGGCUGACAAGCCAUUAUCGUCACUACCGGUGAGGGAAGAUGCCAUUGGUAAAUUACGGAGGCAAGAUAAAUCACAUUACUGGGGGAGUAGAGAUGAAAACGGCAUUGACAGAUCCAGGAAAUUUGAAAGCAAGAAGAACUAUGAGUGGUUAGUUGCAAAACAUGGAUCAGAUUUCAGACGCAUUAGGAGUAAAGAGCGCAACGAGAUAAGAUCAUCACAUGAUGAAAGAAACUCUGAUCCUGGGCAUUUAUUGGAACAAGUUAAUAGUUCAAGUGGUUACCGAUUUCCUGGACCUAGAUAUGCAUCUGAAGUUGUGUCCAGGGGGUCUAUUGGAAAUGCUGGUAGGAUGGCAAGGAAGCCCAUCAGUGAUGAAUUUCAGACCUCCUCUCAUAUGCGUUAUAAAAGGCGUUCUCCUGGGGAAAGAGGACGAGAACCAGUUGGCAUUCAAAUGAUCCACCAUCUUCAUCCUAUGAGGGGUAUCAGCCCUAGCAGGCGCAUUGGUAGAGAUGUUCCUGAUUUUGAACUACUGGCUCGUGAAGAAAACCUAUUGAGGAACUUGCCAAAUGACAUGGUGAAGCCUCCUUUUCUCUUGCACCCACAUUCGCAAUAUGAACAAGCAGAGGGCACUGUCAACCGUCGAGUAAGGAGGAGCCUAUCACCUAUUCGGCAAGGAGGCUCAAAACAUAGACCUCACAUGUUCUCAGAAAUUUCUCCAAUGUCUGAUAUGCGUUCUCUGCAUCAGUGGUCCCCAUGCAGAAGAUCAUCUGAUGUCUUAGAUGGACAUCCAGAGCUAAUCCGCUGCAGGUCUCCACCAGUUGUCGGGCUUGGUGGAAUGAGGCCACCUCAUCAGCAUGCUUAUUUUAUGGAAGAUAUGAUGGUCAGAGAGCAGGGUUCUCCCCCUUAUGUUGCACGGUUACCUGGUGAUAUGGUAGAUAUUGGUCCUUCAAGGGAGCAUGAUUAUCGAAGGUCUGUUAGGCAUCCUUCAAGGAAUUUUCGAAGGUUUGAAUUGAUUGACUCUUGUGAAAUUGCAGAUGAAGAACUUUGUUCACCGUUGCUCCGCAGACAAUUUCAUGAACCUGCAGGAGAUGAUGACUAUUCUGCUGAUCGAAGAAAGUACGAAGAGAGGCAUGAACCUGUUCGUUCUACGAGGCACCAUUUCAGCAUUCGUGAUGAUAAUAGCGUGAAUUUUGAUUUUCACGCUGAGAAUGAUCUUCGGAAUUUUAGGCAUUGUCGUGAAGCUAAUGAACAAGUUCCUGAAAGAGGCAGCUUGGGGAAUUUUGACAGAAAUAUUAGAAACCGACUAGGAAAUGCAUUUAGCAGACUGAGAGGCGUUGAAGAGCCCCAAGAUAACUAUAGAUAUCACGAAGAGCCGAGAAGACGGCAUGACGCCAGCUACAGUAAUGGUAGACCAAAGAGGAGAAGAUUCUAGCUUUGUCUUAUUUGAUUACAAGCCAACAAAUGGUCAUGCAUAUAUGAUUGGCCCAUGUCUCUUGUUGAUUUGGACCAGGUGCUGACCUGAUACAUGCCAUUUAAGGCUUUAAGCAAUAAGAAGCCUAAGAUAUGGUACAGCAAACCAAUAAAGUGGUGGGAAGAAUCAGAUUUUGGCCGUUUAUUUUAUAGAUAUCAAAUUUUGGCCUUGGAAGAGGAAGAACUAUGUUCGCAGAGAUAUGCAGUUGAGGCGAAUGGUUUGGUUCUUAUUGAACUAGUUUGCAUCUGUGACAUCCAAACAAUCUUAUUUGGAAGAAUUUUAUGGCUGUAGGAUCUUUCAGUUAUGUAUCAGAGGUCUGUACAAGAAACUCUACUUCUUGGACCGUCGAUGCUCGAUGGUGGCUUGUACCUUCCUGUUAGCCACAUUUUAUCAUAUAUUACCAUAUUGACAUUUGCAAUUUGCAUUAACAUAAAAUCAAAUUAUCUGAUGAAUAACCACAAAGUGGCAUCUGGUUUCACUACUUGACCACAAGAGCUGAAAAAGUGGGGAAAAUUGAAAAUAAGAAUGAAAGAUGAGGGCAACAGAAGAAUUAUUGGCUGAAAAAUGGGAUGUGGAUCGGGUACUCUUUUAAGCCCCAGCAUGGUGUUCUUGAUGGCUCUGAGCUGACCAAUCCUGCUAGCUUGAAACAUUUGAAAAUGAAUUUUGGUUGAUGAAUCUAUUAAUGCCUGCGUCGUCAUUAAGUCGAGUCUUGAGGUUGGAAAAAUAUUCGGUCUUAAUCAUCUGUGAUAUGCCUGCCCCUGAAGGAAUUAUUUCCAGGAAGAUACUAUUAUUGUACAAUGUCAGUGAUGUUGAGUUGAGAGCUUUACAAGAUCCAUUACGUCCAAUGUCAAAACAUCUGUGAUAUGCCUGCCCCUGAAAGAAUUGUUUCCAGGAAGAUACUAUUAUUGUAUAAUGUCAGUGAUGUUGAGUUGAGAGCUUUACAAGAUCCAUUACGUCCAAAUGUCAAAAAAUAAGGAGUGGAGGAAAGAAGUUGCCAGCAGAUAAACACCAUCUUCCAUGGUCUAACAGGCUUCUGCUGUUAACUGAGUGCUACUCUGCUAGAUUGGUGGUGACUGAUUAAGACGUUACACUAGGACUUUUUCUCAUGCUAAUCGAAAAGCAGAAGACUUUUCUCAUGCAUGGCUAGCUGCUUUUCAUUGGUAAUGAGAAGGUUCGUGGAACUUUCACUGUUUUAUUACGUUGCUUGGGAGACUUAAUCUGUGGUCUCCGUUUGGCAAGCAUGAGUCUUGUGGAUUGGUAUCUAUUAUUGGACGAAAAUUUGUAUCUGAAUAUCCAACCUGUUUUCUGAA
Molecule: messenger RNA, 7237 nt
Organism: Phoenix dactylifera (date palm)
Lineage: Eukaryota; Viridiplantae; Streptophyta; Magnoliopsida; Arecales; Arecaceae
Source: RefSeq, a predicted model, not a curated record